AUGAGGUAUGAGGGGUAGGGGGUACAGCCUCUGAAAAAAGUGUGUGUGUGUGUGUGUGUGUGUGUGUGUGUGUGUGUGUGUGUGUGUGUGUGUGUGCGUGCGUGCGCGUGCUCGCGCAUGGCAUGAUUAGAUGAUGUUCAAGGACAGCCAAGCUGUGUGUGAGAGAUAACACUGGUCCUGGCUAUUGCAGCUCCUCUUUCUGUCCUGGCUAUUAAUCACAGGAUGGGUGUGCGUUUGCAUGUGGAGGUGUGUGCGCGUGUUUGGGUGCGUGCAUGUAUGUGUGUGUGGGGGGGGGGGCAGCAUAAUAUUUGUGUCAGCAGCAGUUUUAUUUAGCCUUUGUUGUUUAUGCCUGCUCCACUAAUUCCCCCUCUACAAUAUAGAGUGUACCCUCCUUAAGGACCCUCUGCUGUGUGUCCUCCUCCAUUUUGAGUAAGAAUGGGAGUGGGAGGUUAAGGGAUUUUAACAUGGAUCAGUUGAGUAACUGUAUGACAGAGGUCGCCUGCUGUGUCAUCGGAGAGUGCAUAUUAAUACAACUUGUAAAUGCCUGUACAUGAAUAUAGAAGAAGCAAGGCGAUUUUCCAUUUUGAAUAAGGACUCUCCAUCUCCCCCAUCUCCCCCUCUCUCUCUCUCCAGGUCCACUGCCCUGCAGUGUUUACAGCUCUACUGUAACAUUGUCCUUUCUCUCACCUUCCACAACUGUCUUUCUCUAUCUCUCCUCCAGCUCCUUUCUCCAGUUCCGAGGGUUUUUCAAAGCUUGGUUACUAACAUUAUCCUCUCUCUUCCAUUCUCUCUCUCUCUCUCUCUCUCUCUUUCUCUCUCUCUCCUCAGCCCCUCUCUCCUGUUUGGAGGGUUUUACAGAGCUGGGUUACUAUAACGGCUCUGUGUCUCAGACGGACUCUGGCGCUCUCUGCCUGCGGUGGACAGAGUUUCCAGACUACGUGCUGCAGUACCCCGGUCGAGGCCUUGGGGAGCACAGCUAUUGCCGUAACCCUGACAGAGAGUCCAACCCCUGGUGCUUCUUCAGACAGACCUCUGGGGCCAUCGGCUGGGCCUACUGCGACUGCCACCAGGGUAGGUCUACAGCACAUAUGUGAAAUAGGCAUAUUAAAAAAAUGCAGAAGUUUGUACAGUGAGGGAAAAAAGUAUUUGAUCCCCUGCUGAUUUUGUACCUUUGCCCACUGACAAAGAAAUAAUCAGUCUAUAAUUUUAAUGGUAGGUUUAUUUGAACAGUGAGAGACAGAAUAACAACAAAACAAUCCAGAAAAACACAUGUCAAAAAUGUUAUAAAUUGAUUUGCAUUUUAAUGAGGGAAAUAAGUAUUUGACACCCUCUCAAUCAGAAAGAUUUCUGGCUUCCAGGUGUCUUUUAUACAGGUAACGAGCUGAGAUUAGGAGCACACUCUUAAAGGGAGUGCUCCUAAUCUCAGUUUGUUACCUGUAUAAAAGACACCUGUCCACAGAAGCAAUCAAUCAAUCAGAUUCCAAACUCUCCACCAUGGCCAAGACCAAAGAGCUCUCCAAGGAUGUUAGGGACAAGAUUGUAGACCUACACAAGGCUGGAAUGGGCUACAAGACCAUCGCCAAGCAGCUUGGUGAGAAGGUGACAACAGUUGGUGCGAUUAUUCACAAAUGGAAGAAACACAAAAUAACUGUCAAUCUCCCUCGGCCUGGGGCUCCAUGCAAGAUCUCACCUUGUGGAGUUGCAAUGAUCAUGAGAACGGUGAGGAAUCAGCCCAGAACUACACGGGAGGAUCUUGUCAAUGAUAUCAAGGCAGCUGGGACCAUAGUCACCAAGAAAACAAUUGGUAACACACUACGGCGUGAAGGACUGAAAUCCUGCAGCGCCCGCAAGGUCCCCCUGCUCAAGAAAGCACAUAUACAUGCCCGUCUGAAGUUUGCCAAUGAACAUCUGAAUGAUUCAGAGGAAAACUGGGUGAAAGUGUUGUGGUCAGAUGACACCAAAAUUGAGCUCUUUGGCAUCAAUUCAACUCACCGUAUUUGGAGGAGGAGGAAUGCUGCCUAUGACCCCAAGAACACCAUCCCCACCGUCAAACAUGGAGGUGGAAACAUUAUUCCUUGGAAGUGUUUUUCUACUAAGGGGACAGGACAACUUCACCGCAUCAAAAGGGACAAUGGAUGGGGCCAUGUACCGUCAACUCUUGGGUGAGAACCUCCUUCCCUCAGCCAGGGCUUUGAAAAUGGGUUGUGGAUGGGUAUUCCAGCAUGACAAUGACCCAAAACACACGGCCAAGGCAACAAAGGAGUGGCUCAAGAAGGGGUACAUUAAGGUCCUGGAGUGGCCUAGCCAGUCUCCAGACCUUAAUCCCAUAGAAAAUCUGUGGAGGGAGCUGAAGGUUUGAGUUGCCAAACGUCAGCCUCGAAACCUUAAUGACUUGGAGAAGAUCUGCAAAGAGGAGUGGGACAAAAUCCCUCCUGAGAUGUGUGCAAACCUGGUGGCCAACUACAAGAAACAUCUGACCUCUGUGAUUGCCAACAAGGGUUUUGCCACCAAGUACUAAGUCAUGUUUUGCAGAGGGGUCAAAUACUUAUUUCCCUCAUUCAAUUGCAAAUCAAUUUAUAACAUUUUUGACAUGCGUUUUUCUGGAUUUUUUUGUUGUUAUUCUGUCUCUCACUGUUCAAAUAAAUCUACCAUUAAAAUUAUAGACUGAUCAUGUCUUUGUCAGUGGGCAAACGUACAAAAUCAGCAGGGGAUCAAAUACUUUUUUUCCCUCACUGUAUAUGUAUAUAUAUGUACAAAACAUUAAGAACACCUCCCUAAUAUUGAGUUGCAAUCCCCUCCCUUUUGCCCUCAGAACAGCCUCAAUUCGUCAGGGCAUGGACUCUACAAGGUGUCAAAAGCGUUCCACAGGGAUGCUGGCCCAUAUUGACUCCAAUGCUUCCCACAGUUGUGUCAAGUUGGCUGGAUGGCCUUUGGGUGGCUGACCAUUCUUAAUACACACGGGAAACUGUUGUCGUGAAAAACCCAGCAGCUUUGCAGUUCUUGACACACUCAAUCCGGUGUGCCUGGCACCUAAUACGAUACCUUUUGUCUUGCCUAUUCACCCUCUGAAUGGCACACAUACACAAUCCAUGUUUCAAUUGUCUCAAGGCUUAAAAAUCCUUCUUUAACGUGUCUCCUCCCCUUCAUAUACAUAGAUUGAAGUGGAUUUAAAAAGUGACAUCAAUAAGGGAUCAUAGCUUUCACCUGGAUUCACCUGGUCAGUCUAUGUCAUGGAAAGAGCAGGUGUUUUAAUGUUUUGUACACUCAGUGUAUAUAUACAGUGCAUUCGGAAAGUAUUCAGACCCCUUCACUUGUUCCACAUUUUGUUACGUUAUAGCCUUAUUAUAAAAUGGAUUAAAUUACAUUUUUCCUCAUCAAUUUAUACACAAUACCCCAUAAUGACAAAACAAAAACAGGAUUGUGUCGAGGCACAGAUCUGGGGAAGGGUACCUAAAAAUGUCUGCAGCAUUGAAGGUACCCAAGAACACUCAGACCAUGAGAAACAAGAUUCUCUGUUCUGAUGAAACCAAGAUUGAACUAUUUGGCCUUAAUGCCAAGCGUCACGUCUAGAGGAAACCAGGCACCGCUCAUUACCUGGCCAAUACUGUCCCUACGGUGAAGCAUGGUGAUGGCAGCAUCAUGCUGUGGAGAUGUUUUUCAGAGGCAGGGACUGGGAGACUAGUCAGCAAAGUACAGAAUGGAGCAAAGUACAGAGAGAUCCUUGAUGAAAAUCUGCUCCAGAGUGCUCAGGACCUCAGACUGGGGUGAAGGUUCACCUUCCAACAGGACAAUGACCCUAAGCACACAGCCAAGACAAUGCAGGAGUGGUUUCGGGACAAGUCUCUCAAUGUCCUUAAGUGGCCCAGCCAGAGUUCGGACUUGAACCCGAUCAAACAUCUCUGGAGAGACCUGAAAAUAGCUGUGCAGCGACGCUCCCCAUCCAACCUGACGGAGCUUGAGAAGCUCUGCAGAGAAAAAUGGGAGAAAAUCCCCAAAUACAGAUGUGCCAAGCUAGUAGCGUCAUACCAAAAGACUCAAGGCUGUAAUCGCUGCCAAAGGCCCUUCAACAAAGUACAGAGUUAAGGGUCAGAAUUAUGUAAAUGUCAUAUUUCCCAAAAAAUUUUUUUUUCUACAUUGUGUGUAGUUGGAUGAGGGGAAAAAAAACUAUUUAAUCCAUUUUAGAAUAAGGCUGUAACGUAACAAAAUGUGGAAAAAGUGAAGGGGUCUGUAUACUUUCCGAAUGCACCGUAUAUGACAAAUAGCAAAUAACUUGUACAUAAUAUUUGGAUUUGAUGAGAUACCUGUCGUCUGAGUCUUUCUUCCGUCUCUCCCUCUCCUAGGUGCAGCUCGGCUGGUGGGCGGGACAUCGUCAGGAAGUGGACGUGUGGAGGUGUACCUGAAUGGCCAGUGGGGGGCAGUGUGUGACUCUCAUUGGACAUACAGAGAUGCCAGUGUGAUCUGCAGACAGCUGGGACUGGGGUGAGGGAUAUGUGUGGUAGGAGUGUGUAUGUUUGAGUGCGCCUCCUCAUCAAGAUCAGCAUUGUAGCAUCGCAGCAUUUCGGUUUCAUCUGUAAGACUGUGUGUGUCCUCAGGGAGAUCGGCACAGCGUUGCAGCGCUCCCGGUUCGGCUCAGGCUCUGGUCUCUUCCACUAUGAGCGGCUGGGUUGCCGUGGUGAUGAGAGCUCCAUCAGCCAAUGCCGGAGCAGGACAUUUGUUACCGGGGAUUGUAGCCAUGGAAACGAGGCGGGAGUGGUGUGUGCUCCACCAGAAGGUCAGUAGAAAGCAUCGGGAGCUAGAGAGAAGGAAAGAAAGUGUGCAUAUUGUUACCUCUUGACUCUACUUAGCAUCCAUAUUGGGUCAUUGUUUCCUCCCCCAGGCAGUGGUCCUCCUCUACGAUUGGUUGGAGGAGAGGAAGACUUUGAGGGGCGUGUGGAGGUGUUUCACGGCAAUAGGUGGGGCUCCGUCUGUGAUGACCAAUGGGACCACAGAGACGCAGAGGUGGUCUGUCGACAGCUGGGCUUCGGGUGAGUGUGUGUGUUUGUGUGCGCACGAGAGAGAGAGAGGAGACUCUGUAGUAGCAUUUAUACUCCGCUAGAGGAAGAGUCAUUAUUGUUGUUUUGCACAUUGAUGUACCCAUGUGUUUCAGGGGCGUGGCGAAGGCCUGGUCGUGGGCCCACUUCGGACAGGGCUCAGGUCCCAUUCAAUUGGACGCCGUAAGGUGUACAGGAAAUGAACUCUUCCUGGACCAGUGUCUUCAUGGAGACUGGGAACAACACAACUGUGACCAUAUGGAAGAUGCUGGGGUGUCCUGCAGCCCCUACACAGGUACACACACAUAUUUCAACCACGCAUGCAUGCACACAAACAAACACACAUUCCAAAAACAGAUAUAACAUGCACACAUAUGACUGUGUGUGUUCCAGACGGUGUGGUCCGGUUGGUAGGAGGAGACAGUCCAUGGGAGGGUCGUGUGGAGGUGUUCCACUCUGGGGACUGGGGUACGGUGUGUGAUGACCACUGGACUCAACAACACGCACAGGUGGUCUGUCGACAGCUCGGAUACAGGUGUGUACCUUCUUUUGCAGACAUGGCCACACUUGGAAGAGACAAUAGUGCCAGUCUUGAAUUUCGUUGUUGUUGAUUGAAUUUCGUUGUUGUUGAUUGAAUUUCGUUGUUGUUGAUUCCUGUAACUAGGAAGUCUCCACUCUGUUUAUGAUUUUAAAGUAGACUCAGUGAUAUGACAUCAUCAUAAAUGUUGGAGCUUUAUGGUAAUCAACAACUACCAAAUUGUACCUUUAAGUUGAUGUAAUUUCGUGGUCUACCUCUAGGGGGCAUGCUGAGGUGAUGGCUGACAGAACGUUUGGCAAGGGUUCUGGUCUCAUCCUAUUGGACGAUGUUCGUUGUGAGGGAACGGAGUCGUCCCUGCUGGACUGUCGCCAUGGCAUCUGGGGCCGUAGCGACUGUUCCCAUGGAGAGGACGUGGGCGUCCGUUGCAGGGCCGGAGCUAAAGAAGAAGAUACCAAUGAGGUCCCGGCUGUCACACUUGCCACAGGUAAGCCCUUUUUCCUGGGAUUCAGUUUUUACUUUGAACAAGUAUGUUUUCAAAGAUAUAUGUGAUGUGUAUAAUGUCUGUGUGUUGCAGGUCCCCUGGUGCGUCUGGUAGGGGGUGGUAGCCAUAAGAAAGGUCGUGUGGAGGUGUAUCUCCAUGGAGACUGGGGAAGUAUCUGUGACUCAGGCUGGAACGACCUGAACGCCGCCGUGGUCUGCAGACAGCUGGGCCACAGGUGAGUGUGUGUGUCUGUGUGCUUUAGUGUGCACAUACCUUUGUGUGUUGAAGUAAUAGUGUUUAUUCAGUCUGUACAGCAUUUUCAAUGUUUAUUUUCAAUUAUGUCCGUCUUUCAUCCUCACACUUCCACCCUUUCUCCUCCUCCUCCCCCUCUCCCUCAGUGGUCAUGCAGUAGCGGUGGAUGGGUUCGGUUGGGGAAAGGGUCCUGUCCACCUGGACCAGGUGAGGUGUAGGGGGAAGGAGGACUUCCUGGGGGAGUGUCCGUCUCUGGGCCGGAGCCCUGCGGGCUGCAGACGGAGAGAGGAUGCAGGGGUGAGCUGCGACUCCGCCCCCCAGUCAACAGAGGGCCAAGCCAGGCCAAGUGAGCGCACCUGUGGAGUGAGGAAGAUUGUGGCGGAAAAGGAACGAGAGGAAGAGUGGAGUGGGAGGAGGAGGAGAGAAUAUACUCAGGUAAGAGAAGCUUUACCUACAGUUUAGAUACACAGUACAGUAUAUCAUACAUGAGAACACAUAUACACAUCUCCCCCUCUCCUCUAGGACGUCGUGGCCGUGGCAGGUGUCAGUGUGGUUGGGUUCUGAGGGGAAAGAUGGCCAUCCUAUUUGCAGUGGUACUCUGAUCUCUCCCUGCUGGGCGCUCGCCUCCGCUCACUGCUUCACCAGGUGAAGAGCACUUCUCCUUUUUAUUUUCUCCGCUCUUUUCCUGACAUUUGUAAACUCACUCGUUUUUGAUGCUCACGUCUUCUUUUUCUGCCUGUGUUUCUCCCCAUCCAAUUUUUUUCUGUCCCCCUUUUCAAAAUACUUACACCCCCUAUCUAUAUCUCUCUCUCUCUCCCCCCCUCCAUCCUCUAGGUUUGGUAUUGACCCAUCCCAGUACGUGGUGCGUGUGGGGGGUUCUGACCGAACUCUGACCCUGGAGAAAGUGGUGGUCCACAGGAAGUUCAGGUCAGAUCAGGGCCCUGGGGGUCAUGACCUGGCCCUGCUGAGGCUGCCCAGCCCCAAGGGUCACUGUUUGACUUUUGACCCCCACACCAAUGCUGCCUGCCUCCCCACCCCGGACACUGCGGGUGGCAAGACCCCCUCCACCUGCAUCGCUGCGGUUACCGCAGGCUGGGACGGCCCAGGUACGCCUCACCUUCCACUCCCUCAACUCUGAUCUCUCAACUACAACCUCCGAGGACAUUGAUUUGUGGUUUAGCAUCGCUGACACAUUAGUAACUUAUUUUCAUUUUUUUCUCUCUCCUUCCUUCCUUCCUACUGUACAUCCACUCUCCCCAUUCUCUCACAAUCGCUUCCUCAUCCUCCAACCCCUCCCCUUGUCCCUUCACAGAUGCUGUGCUUCAGUCCUGGGUACCCCUCCUGUCGUCAUGGCAGUGUAAGAAGCGUUAUGGGGAUGGUUACUCCUCCCACGGCACGCUGUGCGCCGGCAGCCCCCCCGACACACGCCGUCUCCACAGGAACAACGGUUGCCAGGGCAACUGGGGUGGCGGGCUGGUGUGCCAGGGAGACGGGGGGCGAUGGGUGUUGACCGGGAUUGUCUCCGGGGGUUACGGUUGCAGCGACCCCUCAACCCCGGCGCUCUACACACGGGUUGGCCGGUUCCGGGGCUGGAUUGAGGAGGUCACACACACACACACACACACGCAAGAGCGGGAGCAGGAGCGGAACACACACAGUCAGGAGCACGAGGAGCUCAAACACACACAGGAUCAGCUCACACACACGGAGGAGCGGAGAAUACUUGCAUACGAUUAUGACGAGCUGCAACACACACACUCCCAAGAGCAGAGCACACACACUGAUGAUCAAUUCAUACACACACAGCACAACAAUAAACAUACACACGAUCCCAAUGAGCAUAAACACACUCACACUCACAAUCAGCACGCACAUACACACACGCACGAUAAACACACACACACCCACGAAGCAGUCACACACACACACAACCUGGUCUGA
Messenger RNA from Coregonus sp. 'balchen', 8242 nucleotides. Lineage: Eukaryota; Metazoa; Chordata; Actinopteri; Salmoniformes; Salmonidae. The record is from the annotation of a GenBank genome assembly.